Pseudocercospora fijiensis CIRAD86 is the source of this 1227-nucleotide messenger RNA. RefSeq lists its product as uncharacterized. Bases 72 to 959 code for a protein of 295 amino acids. Lineage: Eukaryota; Fungi; Ascomycota; Dothideomycetes; Mycosphaerellales; Mycosphaerellaceae. The record is from RefSeq and is a predicted model, not a curated record. The transcript has a single exon.
CACCAUCUCGCGCACCACCAAGACGAACUCACAGUAUUCUCACUCUCGCUUCACACCAUCAGACUCCAGAUAUGCAGCUCCCACUUCUCGCUCUGGCCGUCUUCGGCCUGUCAAGUGCAGCACCACUUGCAAAUCCUGAAGCCGAACCAGCUCCAGUCCCAGUCCAGCUCCCAGCGUCUCAGAACACCCAAGUCCAGAUCAUCAAUCUUCAAGCCACAAUUGUCAACCUGGCCGAUGACAUCGUCAAGACAAACCAAGGCAAAGCCAAGAACGACUACAACACCGCCAGCACCCAACUCACAAACAUCGGCAACAUCGUCAAGACUCCCACAUCAUACCAAUGCCCCCCGCCAACCAGUAACGGCCGCAUCACCACCGCCGAGAACGCACUCAUAGCCUUAAACACCACCCAAAACCAACUCUCCACCCUCUCCCUCCACCUCCAAGACCCAAACUCUUCCAACAAACUCAUAAACUCCGACUUCUGCUCCGCCUCCUCCAACCUCCAAUCAAUAAACCACUACAUCACCUCCAUCCUCGGAACCCCCUCCAACGGCCCCUCCAACCAACCCAUCGCCCAAUCCCUAACAUCUUCCGGCUCCGGCUACGACGAAACAAAACUCGGAGAAACCUACCAAUCCUCUCUCGUAUCCCUCGAAGCCCUCCUCGCAGCCCUCAACAUCACGGGCAAAUCUCAGCAGAGUAGAGAUGCGUUCUCCAAAGCGGAAAGUGCGUUAGAGACUUAUCGUCAGGCUGCGAAUCCGGGCGUGGGAAGUUGUCCGAUGAUUAAAUUUGGGGGUGUGGAGACGAGGCAGCAGGCUGUGGAGUUUGUGAAGAGGGUUGAGAGGCUGGUUCAGGAGGUUUAUGCUGAUACUAGAGCGCGGAAUGGGGAGGCGCAUGGGGAUUUUUGUUGGAUUGAUGGGUAUAUGACGGCGGUUGGGGGGUUUGUUGGGGCUUGAAUGCUGGGACUGGAUUGGAUUGGAUUGCAUGGACGGUCAUUGUUCGAGAGAUGUGAGAGGUGGCUUUUUGUGGUAGUGGAUAUGUGUGUCUUUGAUUCAGAAAGUUUUGUUUUUUCUCGGAUAUGUCAGCUGCAAGACACAGUCAUUUUUGAGGCCAGCUCACUCCUGUCCAGCUUAGGAUGAUUCCUUUUCAAUACAUGCCCAGAUCCAAGGACUUUAAUGUCCCACCGGCAGACAUGUAUCCAAACAAUGCUUCUGUCUUCUCUCC